This is a messenger RNA of Xylaria bambusicola, 1321 nucleotides long. RefSeq lists its product as uncharacterized. The coding region runs from base 113 to 1129 and encodes 338 amino acids. The transcript is spliced from 4 exons. NCBI's taxonomy places the organism in Eukaryota, Fungi, Ascomycota, Sordariomycetes, Xylariales, Xylariaceae. The record is from RefSeq and is a predicted model, not a curated record.
GUGCGCCGGGACGCGCGCUCUUCGCCUAAAGAGUACUGCUUGCUGGAGACUUCACUGACAUACUCAAAACGGAGAAGAUUGGGAAUGAGGCUGUAGGCGCGUGCGUGCCAGUAUGGACAAGAAUUCGGCAGUCGGCUCGGACUCGUCCGGGAGUGUGCAACUCGUAUCCGAUAACCCAGCUACAUCUUUGAAAGGUGAGGCCAAUGCUCAGACAGUUGGAGAGGUAGAUUCGCCUAUAUCUCCAUCCUCUCCAAAUGCUCUAGCGCGAUUCGAGUUCGAGGCGGGUAGGGGCAACGAUGGCAGUAAAAUUUUAAUGGUCGAGUGGGAUUGUUCACACAUGGACAGCCGUAAAAUGUGUCCCGAGGAUCGGAUCGGCUGGGUGGUGUCGUGGGAAGACAAAUCGGCAGCGUACGGGCUCAGUGACAACGAUAAAAGCCCAUCAUCGCUGCUACGAGUAUAUUUUCUUCUACCAGAGAAUGCGUCAAUCCCUCCGUCGGUUACUAUAACACAUUCUCCCACAGGGCGCACGCUCACAACAAAGUGUAUGCCCGCAAUCUUCGCCCCAGGUCUUGGAGCUAGCCCACCAGAUUCUGGUACAAGAGGUGUUUUACACACGAUAUGGGCCAAAAAGCGUCUAGCUGAAAUCCAAGAGGAGAUUAAUGAAGAACUGCAGACUAAUAGCGAAGGCGUCGCCUUGGAGAUGGCACUUCAGGAAAAACAGUGGUUAAUAGAGCACUUUGGCUUUGUAGACUUGGAUACACAACGACGUCCGGCGCUUCCCGCAACACCCCAAAGCCCACGGUCCCCUGUGGGUGGACGAUUAGGAGAAAUGCUACGAGGCCUUAAGCUCUCUACAUCGGCGGCAGAUCUCGCUAGGACACCAGGCACUACACCGCGGCAGGCGCCUCAAUCAUUUUCACGGGGUGCUUUGAAUGUCACCUCGGUACCCAACUUGACCACGCCAAAGCCUAAUUCUACUGGUGUCGCUUCACUCGAUGCUGUUAUCAACAAUACUGAACCUGCGGCAUCAGCGCCACAGAUCAGAGAUACUGAGGACGAGUUAUUUGCUCUCCCUAUGAGUCCACGAAGCCCUGAAAUGAAGACUAGCCCGUUUAGCUUCUUAAAAUAAUGUGAAGUACAUGGUUUUGUGGGAAGCAACCCUCUAUAGCGGGCUCUUGGUGAAAUAGCACUGCGGCAAUACCGAGGGUCGUACGAAACAUUUUGGGGGUCUUUCUUCGUGGAGAGUAUCCGGAAAAAAUAGCAUUGGGGAGCAACUUCCAUCACUACCGGACGUAGUGCCAUGUAUUCCGAUCACACCACU